Molecule: messenger RNA, 461 nt
Organism: Oncorhynchus nerka (sockeye salmon)
Lineage: Eukaryota; Metazoa; Chordata; Actinopteri; Salmoniformes; Salmonidae
Product: FK506-binding protein 4-like
Exons: 8
Source: RefSeq, a predicted model, not a curated record
CAAGACAAGCACUACCAAGACAACCACAAGCACUUCCAAGAAAGUUGUUUCAGAACCCGAGCCCCUAAAAGAGAAAGCCACUCCGAGAGUCCCCACUAUGAGGAAAGGGAACCACACAAAUGUAGUGGUGCCAAUGGUAAAAGCCAUGGCUAGAGUUGUCACUAUAAGACCCAUCCCUACAACGAAAGUGACAGAGGAGAAGCUAUCUAAAGAACCCGAGACAGCAAAAGAGAAAACAAAAGCGGCAGAGAAAAGAGAGGUUGUUGUUUCCAAAGAUAAAGCUAAAACAACAGCUGCCAAGAAAGGGCCUGUGGAAAAGGACCAAAUAACUCCUACGAAGAAAGAGCCUUCAAUCUCCAAAGAAAAAGCCAAGACAAGCACUACCAAGACAACCACAAGCACUUCCAAGAAAGAAGCUGUUGGCUCCAAAGAAAAUACAAAACCUACCACAAUGAAGAAAG